CCCGGGGGCCGCGCCGCCGCCCCCCGCCGAGCCUCGCGGCCGCCCUCCCGCCUUCAAUGUGACACCGGCGCCUCGGAGUGCGAGCCGCAGCCGCCGCCGCAGCCGCCGCCGCCACCGGGGAGGGGCCGAGCACCAUGUCGAAUCUGAGCAAAGGCACGGGCAGCCGGAAGGACACCAAGAUGCGGAUCCGGGCCUUUCCGAUGACCAUGGAUGAAAAAUAUGUAAACAGCAUUUGGGACCUUCUGAAAAAUGCAAUUCAAGAAAUCCAGCGUAAGAAUAACAGUGGUCUUAGUUUUGAGGAGCUCUAUAGAAAUGCAUAUACAAUGGUUUUGCAUAAACAUGGAGAAAAGCUCUACACUGGACUAAGAGAAGUUGUUACUGAACAUCUCAUAAAUAAGGUGCGAGAAGAUGUACUAAAUUCAUUGAAUAACAACUUUCUUCAAACAUUAAAUCAAGCUUGGAAUGAUCAUCAAACAGCCAUGGUGAUGAUUAGAGACAUACUAAUGUAUAUGGACCGUGUAUAUGUACAACAAAAUAAUGUAGAAAAUGUCUACAAUUUGGGAUUAAUAAUUUUUCGAGAUCAAGUUGUACGUUAUGGAUGUAUUAGGGAUCAUCUUCGGCAAACUUUGUUGGAUAUGAUUGCCAGAGAGCGGAAAGGAGAAGUCGUAGACAGAGGAGCAAUAAGAAAUGCUUGUCAGAUGUUAAUGAUUUUAGGCCUUGAAGGAAGAUCAGUCUAUGAGGAAGAUUUUGAGGCUCCUUUUUUGGAAAUGUCUGCAGAAUUUUUUCAGAUGGAAAGCCAGAAAUUUUUAGCCGAAAACAGUGCUUCGGUAUAUAUAAAGAAAGUAGAAGCUAGAAUUAAUGAGGAAAUAGAGCGGGUGAUGCACUGCCUUGACAAAUCCACAGAAGAGCCCAUUGUGAAGGUGGUUGAAAGGGAACUCAUUUCCAAGCACAUGAAAACAAUUGUAGAAAUGGAGAAUUCUGGGCUAGUGCAUAUGUUGAAAAAUGGAAAGACAGAAGACCUUGCUUGCAUGUACAAAUUAUUUAGUCGUGUGCCAAAUGGUUUGAAGACAAUGUGUGAAUGUAUGAGUUCUUACUUGAGGGAACAAGGAAAAGCCCUUGUUUCUGAGGAAGGAGAAGGGAAGAACCCUGUUGACUAUAUCCAGGGCUUAUUGGACCUGAAGAGUAGGUUUGACCGCUUCCUCCAAGAGUCCUUCAAUAACGACCGGCUCUUUAAACAGACUAUUGCUGGGGACUUUGAGUAUUUUCUAAACCUCAACUCCAGGUCUCCUGAAUACCUCUCAUUAUUUAUUGAUGAUAAGCUGAAAAAGGGAGUCAAAGGGCUAACAGAACAAGAAGUAGAAACAAUAUUGGAUAAGGCAAUGGUCCUUUUUAGGUUUAUGCAAGAAAAAGAUGUAUUUGAACGUUAUUAUAAACAACACCUGGCAAGGAGACUGCUCACGAAUAAAAGUGUUUCUGAUGAUUCUGAAAAAAAUAUGAUUUCUAAAUUAAAGACUGAGUGUGGAUGUCAAUUCACAUCAAAACUGGAAGGAAUGUUUAGGGAUAUGAGCAUCUCAAACACAACUAUGGAUGAGUUCAGGCAACAUCUACAGGCAACAGGGGUAUCUUUAGGUGGUGUUGAUCUCACAGUCCGAGUUCUCACAACGGGAUAUUGGCCCACUCAGUCAGCCACACCAAAGUGCAACAUCCCACCAGCACCAAGACAUGCUUUUGAGAUAUUUAGAAGGUUCUACUUAGCCAAACACAGUGGUCGACAGCUCACACUCCAGCAUCACAUGGGUUCUGCAGAUCUCAAUGCCACCUUUUAUGGUCCAGUUAAAAAGGAAGAUGGAUCUGAGGUUGGUGUUGGCGGUGCACAAGUAACUGGUUCUAAUACCCGGAAGCACAUAUUGCAAGUCUCCACUUUCCAGAUGACCAUAUUAAUGCUCUUUAAUAAUAGAGAGAAAUACACGUUUGAGGAAAUUCAACAAGAGACAGAUAUCCCUGAAAGAGAACUUGUUAGAGCCCUCCAGUCCCUCGCCUGUGGUAAACCAACACAGCGGGUCCUCACAAAAGAACCCAAGUCAAAGGAGAUAGAAAGUGGCCACAUAUUUACAGUUAAUGAUCAGUUCACAUCCAAACUACACAGAGUCAAGAUUCAAACAGUUGCAGCCAAACAAGGUGAAUCUGACCCAGAAAGGAAAGAAACAAGACAGAAAGUAGAUGACGACAGAAAACAUGAGAUAGAAGCUGCUAUAGUGCGAAUAAUGAAGUCUAGGAAGAAGAUGCAGCACAAUGUUUUAGUAGCAGAGGUAACUCAACAAUUGAAGGCUCGAUUCUUACCAAGUCCAGUUGUUAUUAAGAAACGUAUUGAAGGACUUAUUGAGAGAGAAUAUUUGGCACGAACCCCUGAGGAUCGCAAAGUAUACACAUACGUAGCAUAAAAUGCAUUCAGAAAUUUGAUUUAUUCUUGGACUGUACUCUUCGCAUGGACUGGGAAGUUCUUUUAAAUCAUUACUAUUAAGACGACCAUCUCUUCUGUUAAAUUGCAGUACAUGUUAUAGACCACUCAGAUCAAGCCUCUUCCCUCUGAGAGUUUUCAACAUCAGUUGAUUGAGCUUCAGGCUUUCCAACGUUAUCCCUGUAGAGAUCAUCUUUACAGUUCCUCGGGAAAAUGUGAAUGUGCCGCGUUUUGUUUUCAAUAUUGUAUGAAAACAGGAAAAAAUAAACAAAUUUAGAAAACACAGCUCAUUAAAAUAAAAUUGUUGGGUUUCAUUUCCCCAGAUCUUCAGUGUUGAUGUAAAUGUGUUUCUGUAGUGUUGCUUAUUAGCACUUUGCGCAUUGUGUAAGUUGGGUAGCAAAAAUGGCAAAAGAAAUGCAAUAUUCCCAGUUAAUCUUGCUCUGCUUGUGACAUUUUCUUAUCUGGUAUUGUUUAAAGGUUUGAUAAAUAUACAAAGAUCCAGGCAUACAAUUGGCGCAUGCUUAUCCUAUCACUUGCACUUACUAAUCUUCCAGCCUUAUGACCAGGAACCUUUGUUUGGACAUGAGUACAUACUCUGAGUUGUUUCGUCCCUGUUGUAAUUUGAGGGUUCCAAAUUCAGUUCUAAGGAUUAGGUUUUGCUCUGAGUUAUUUCUAGAGAAAGAAAAUAUUUUAGUAUGUAUAAAUUGUACAAUAAUUUUUUGCUGUUGUACUUAAUGCUAAUAGUGGAUUGUAUAGGGUGGUGUUUUUAUUUCAUUUAUUGUAGACAAAAAAAAAA
This is a messenger RNA of Onychomys torridus (southern grasshopper mouse), 3254 nucleotides long. RefSeq names its product cullin 3 (gene Cul3). Lineage: Eukaryota; Metazoa; Chordata; Mammalia; Rodentia; Cricetidae. Gene Ontology annotation, biological process: ubiquitin-dependent protein catabolic process; protein ubiquitination. The coding region runs from base 135 to 2441 and encodes 768 amino acids. The record is from RefSeq and is a predicted model, not a curated record. Gene Ontology annotation, molecular function: ubiquitin protein ligase binding. Gene Ontology annotation, cellular component: Cul3-RING ubiquitin ligase complex. The transcript is spliced from 16 exons.